AUGAACAGGGAGGCUGCCAGCGGGCUGACCCCGCAGGAGAUCGCGUCACGCGGCAUCGCGCCCAUCAAGGCCGAGUUCCUGAGGCCGGCGGAGGCGCGCGUGUACGUGGACGCCCUGAUCAGUGCUGGAGCGCACGUCGAAUCGGCAAAGGCGAAGUCGAAGAAGCAAAGGAGGCGGGAAGUUCGUGAACAGAAGGCUUCGGCAGCUUUGGUGUGCAACAAUUUCCUGAAGGGCACCUGCAGGUUUGGGGCUCAGUGCAAGGUCAACCAUGACAUCGAAGCUUUCCUAAAACAGAAAGCACAGGAUCUCCCAGGAAGCUGCCCAUUCUCAAGCACUGAAGAGUGUCCCUAUGGCAUUGGCUGCCGCUGGGCAUCCACACACACAAGCCUGGAGCCUGCAGUGCAGGAAUUUGCCCAUCUUAUUCGCGCCUGUGCCUUCAAACCUGCACCAUUGGGGCCACUCGAUGGGCUUGAUUGCAGCUCUCAGAGACAGGACACUGCAUCCGAUCUGCCACAGAGUGAUGCAGGGAAGCAGCCUUCCCCUGCACACUUCCCUGGAGGCACAUCUGAGCCGGCACUGCAGCCAGAGCAGCCAAGUGGGCCUGCUGCCCUGCAGAUCCAUGUGGCCCUCCCCGUUGCGGAGCAGAUUCUGACGCCGAUGAACAAGUACUCGAAAGACCUGCAGAGGACCUGCAGACCAGGCUAUGGAAGCGACGCUAUGACUUCACCCUCUCCGAUGGCAUCCUGGAGGCCCUGGGCGUGA
This is a messenger RNA of Ostreobium quekettii, 762 nucleotides long. The record is from the annotation of a GenBank genome assembly. NCBI's taxonomy places the organism in Eukaryota, Viridiplantae, Chlorophyta, Ulvophyceae, Bryopsidales, Ostreobiaceae.